Molecule: messenger RNA, 3783 nt
Organism: Harpia harpyja (harpy eagle)
Lineage: Eukaryota; Metazoa; Chordata; Aves; Accipitriformes; Accipitridae
Gene: YWHAG
Product: tyrosine 3-monooxygenase/tryptophan 5-monooxygenase activation protein gamma
Exons: 2
Coding region: 199-942 (247 amino acids)
Biological process (GO): signal transduction
Cellular component (GO): cytoplasm
Molecular function (GO): protein kinase C binding
Source: RefSeq, a predicted model, not a curated record
GGGGUUGUGGUGGCCCGCGGCGCGCGCACAGCACCGGGUGCAGCCGCCGCCGUCGCCUCAGCCGCAGCAGCGCCAGGAGCCGCCGCCCGCUCGCCCUCCUCCCGUCGCCGCCCUUCCUCUUCCUCCUCCUCCUCCUCCUCCUCCUCUUCCUCCUCCCGGAGCCCGCAGCCUCCUUGCCCUUCCCCCGGCCCCGCGAAGAUGGUGGACCGCGAGCAGCUGGUGCAGAAGGCCCGGCUGGCCGAGCAAGCCGAGCGAUACGACGACAUGGCGGCCGCCAUGAAGAACGUUACGGAGCUGAACGAGCCUCUGUCCAACGAAGAGAGGAACCUGUUGUCCGUUGCCUACAAAAAUGUGGUGGGGGCACGGCGUUCCUCUUGGCGAGUAAUUAGCAGCAUCGAGCAGAAGACCUCUGCCGAUGGGAACGAGAAGAAGAUAGAAAUGGUCCGGGCCUACCGCGAGAAGAUUGAGAAGGAGUUGGAAGCGGUGUGCCAGGAUGUGCUGAGCCUGCUGGACAACUACCUGAUCAAGAACUGCAGCGAGACGCAGUACGAGAGCAAAGUCUUCUACCUGAAGAUGAAAGGGGACUAUUACCGCUACCUGGCCGAAGUGGCCACCGGUGAGAAGAGGGCGACCGUGGUGGAGUCUUCGGAGAAAGCCUAUAGCGAAGCCCAUGAGAUCAGCAAGGAGCACAUGCAGCCGACCCAUCCCAUCCGGCUCGGUCUGGCGCUUAACUACUCGGUUUUCUACUACGAGAUCCAGAACGCGCCGGAGCAGGCCUGCCACCUGGCCAAGACGGCCUUCGACGACGCCAUUGCCGAGCUGGACACCCUCAACGAGGACUCCUACAAGGACUCAACGCUCAUCAUGCAGCUCCUCCGCGACAACCUAACGCUCUGGACGAGCGAUCAGCAAGACGACGACGGUGGAGAAGGCAACAACUAGACCCCCCGAUGGACUGGCAGCCGCACGCUGAUGCUAACUACUGCAGUCUUUAUUUUUUUCCCACGAGUGGGGGGGGGGGUCAGGGGUGGGGGAGGGAAAGGGAGGGGACACCUUCCCCGGGAGGCCCCCCACAACCUGUCUUUGAUUGCCUCGUUGACAUUUUUGCCAAAACACCACUAGUGGAAGUCAGGCUGGCUGUGCUGGUAUGGAAUAGCAGCCUCACUGGCAUAUGGACUGUUCUGUAGAUUAUUAAUACAAGUGGAGCUGUCUUUAAUUUAACUUUAUCGCUAGAAAUAAAAGGGUUUUAAGAUGAAUUCGCGUGGAUGGAAUGGCCCUCGUUUUUAAGGAAAGCAACGCAAGAAAAAAAAAAAAAAAGGAGUUCUGUGGUUCCAGUAAGGCUUUGUGCAUUUGUUUCUUCAGUCCAAGUGCCGUGUGUCCGUACCACGUCGCGGGGUGUCUCUCUGCAGCGCUCUGCCUGGCAGGGCGUAGCUUAAAAUCCCCAAAUUAAGAAGGAAUUAAAAAAAAAAAACACACAAACUAAAGAAUUCGGGGCUUGCAAAGCCCUGGGAUUUAGGCCAUCCAAUUUUUUUUUUUUUUUUAAGAUAUCUAUUAGGGUGGCUUACAGUAUUAACACUAAAUUGCAGUUUACAGUAUUUCUACAUUACAGCCAUAUGACAUCAAGCCUUUGAUUGUCUGUUUUUUCUUUUGCUAGUUCUUUUGGCUUGCCUUCCUGAUCAGUCCUCGCCUGUGGACUGGCUUUAGCUAUUCUGUGUCGCCCAAGGCAAGAAGACCACCCGCCCGAGGAACAUCAAAGCUGCUCUAGUUUUUUGGUCAACAGCUUAACAGGUGCUUGGCUAGCGGCUGUUUCAACUAUUUUAAGUCCACAGCAAAAGGUUUAAGAACUUAAUUAGACAAGGGGGAAGUGUUUAAACUUAAAAUGCCACUUAAAUAAAAAAUAAUAAAAAAAAAUUUAAAAAAAAGAGCAUUCAGGUCUGUAUGUCAUGUACUGUGUUUGGUAUUUCAAAAGACCAUCCUGAUUUAAGGUGCCACAGCUGCUUCCUCAGGGAUUGCACUGCCAUUUCACUCUGCCUGACUUUCUCCCACUGUACCAUGAGGUUUGUCAGCAGAUCUCCAGCACCCAGGCUCCCUUGUUUGUCACCAGGGAAGCCGGGUGCGUUUUCCUUUCUCCUGGGGAAGCUUGUGGUGUAAUGAGUGAACUUCAGGAGCUUAGAAACUAAUUUGGUAGAGAAAUCCUCAAGGGAAGAGCUACAAUCAUAGACAUUUCUAUCAACCAUCGGGAGCCCAGGAACUUAGUUCUCUUCUUAGAAAAAUCUUUUCCAAGUCUGUCUGAUCCGGCUGGGGGUGGGAGACGGGGCAUCUGAGUUGCUUAGCAGGUAAUAUUUACCCCAUUUUAAGUAAAUUUAUUUUUAAUUUUUAUUUUUACAUCGUUGUUGGAAGUUCACUGCUGUUCUCUGGCUUACUGGGUGCUGUGCCACGUAGCUUUUCACCUAAAGCUGCGCAGUAAGGAAAAAUCGCACUCGUGCAUUAUUAUUAUUAUUUUAUUUUUUUAAUUUUUUUUUGGAAACAGGCUUUCAUUGUCCCUUUCGAGAGUCAGUCCGCAAACAGUGUGUCGUGGUGUUGCACACACGGUACAGCCGCUCCUGCUGUCGGGUUGCACGGGGAGACGUCACUCCAGCUCCCUCUCCACAGUCAAACGAAGCCGCUACCCCCAACUCCUUGGGGAGCGAGCGGAGCCGAGGCCAGCGCUCGGCCUCCAGGUAUUGCCCUGGCGCUGCCGGCAAAGCUUUUUUUUGACCGGGUGUCUUCGCACGCAGAGUCUUGCUCAGCCUCGCUUGCGGCGAGCGAGCAAGCGCGUCCGCCUGGUGUACGGUGUGCAGCAUCCCAUGGCGAGAGGCUCGCGGUGCCGGUACGUGCCGUGGACUGGAAGAUCGCUUUAGGCUUCUUACCUUCCUUCGAUUGACCCUCGUGUCCCGUGAGCAGUGUUGUCCCAGCUGUAUAAUUUGGAAGUGAUUUACUGGAAUUACAAAACCUAUCUUUUUUUUUUUUUUUUUUUCCUUUUGGCUUUUGCUCUGGCUGCUUUAGGAAACUUAUGCAGGAGAGAUGGCACAAGAGGGCUAAAAACAGAGUGGGGGUCAGGGACUUGAUUUUUAAGCAGCUUGAAUGGUUUCUUUCGUUUUUUAAGAGAUGCACUUGCCUAUGAUACUGUCUCUCCAGUGAAAUGAUUACUGCUCCAUUACUCUAUUGAUACAAUAUUGUGCAUGCUAGUGUUGUAUUUCUAUACAGUAGCUUGAAAUUUAUUAACUUAUACUGUAGAUGUUAUGUAUUCCUAUGACAAAAUAGUCUUCAAAAAUUUUUUAAAGUUUUUUAAUUUAUUUUUUUCUUUUGGGGGUAAAGUUUGCUCUACCAAAUAGUGAUCGUAACAAACUGAUCUGUUAUGGAUGUUGCUAUAGUGACAUGCAAUUAUAUAUGAUUUUGUUUUUAAAAAGGAAAAAAAAGCAAAAGAAAACACCAGUGUUAGCUUAAUCUUAAUGUCUGGUGUUCGUCAUGGUGAAAUUAUAACUAUUACAGUGUAGGAGAACAAUGACUGUGUUCUUUGAAUGAGCCUUUGUUUGUGCUUUUUGUCAUGUUAUGCAGUGAACUAUUUUUAAGGUCUAAUCAGUGAUUAUUUUUCCAACUCCGUGUUUCUGUAAGGAAUUAUUUCACACACGGACCAUUCUUAGCAGUUUUUCCUCAGUGAUGGAAUAUCAUGAAUGUGAGUCAUUAUGUAGCCGUCGUACAUUGAGCAAAUAAACUUACAGAUCUGACGUCAGCGCUGCUUAA